This is a messenger RNA of Apis cerana (Asiatic honeybee), 11343 nucleotides long. It is a transcript of the gene mura, whose product is annotated as ring finger protein murashka. Gene Ontology annotation, molecular function: ubiquitin protein ligase activity. Gene Ontology annotation, biological process: protein ubiquitination. Lineage: Eukaryota; Metazoa; Arthropoda; Insecta; Hymenoptera; Apidae. The record is from RefSeq and is a predicted model, not a curated record.
GAAAUAAACGAAGUUUGUGAAAGCAUUUGACGUCAGUGAUCAAGAACGCUGAUAAUUUUACGACGCAGAUAUCGCUACGCGGAAUAUCAAAAAAUAUUUUUAGUGAUUUAGAAAAAAGAUUGAUUAAACAUAUGAACGCACUUAGUGGUUUAUGGUUUAAAAUACGACCUAGAGAAUAUCAGUAGGCCCAUAAUGGGCGGGGUCGUGGCUUGGGUCGAGUGAGAGACAUGGAGCGACCUCAGUGUUCUCAGUGGUGAGCUGCACGGCCAUCGCCGACCGUCGGUUUCGCCUAGCGCAACCAACGUAUUCUACUAUGACAUCGUUCUGAAAUCCCAGAUUAUCCCAGUAAAAGCUUUUCACGCUUGAACGUCAACCGUGGCUCGCGUGUCGGCAUCCCAUAGAAGAGGAGCGAUUCCGACGAAUACGUUUUUUCCUUCGAAACGUAUGCGCAGGCUGAUUGAAUUGAACGACAGGAGAACGAGAGAAGAGGACGUCUCCGAAGGAGGCAAUGACUUGGUUGUUGAUCGUCAACGUUUAAUGCAUCUGGAUCUGUCGUAACUUUAACUAACUGUGAAUAUACAGGGUGUCUCAAAAUAUAACGGCAAAUGGAAAUCGUAAAUGAGUUUUUUGAUUCACGAAGUAACCUUGGAAUGAUCUUCAAUUAAAUUUAAAAAGGAAAAAAAAAAAAAGAAAGAAAUCUUUCACGACAUUUGGAAAUGAUCUCGGAUUAAAAAAAAGAAAAAAACAACAAAUCAAAGAAGAAAUUAAAUUAUCUUAUGCGUGCUUCAUCUGGAAAUAAUCUCUAGAAAUGAUAUUAUUUUCGAAUAAACAAAAUAGAAAGAUUUUGGAACACCCUGUGUAUAACAUCAACGAGAAAUUUCAUUCGUGCAUCACAAAACUAGAUAAUAUCUAACGAUUAAAAUCCAUAUUUGAAUCCAUAAAUGAAUUCCGAAAAUCUCCCCUCCCCCUCUACUUCUUUUUCUUCCUCUUAUCUCUUUUCUUUGGAUUUUGACGAUCCACAAGAAAUAAAAUCGACGCACGGUUUGAUUUCGUAAAUAUUCUCCACGGAAUUAUUAAACGCGAUUUGCAUGUGUCGUGAUUCGCUCCUUUUCACGACUUGCUCUGCGAACAUGAUGACGAGGGUGCAAACGUUUGCUAAUGGCGAGCGAGAGAAAUAAGAAUCAACGUAAGAAAGUAGAAAAAAAAAAGAAAAAAAUAUGGUCGAAAGAAAUCAAGAAAUAAAUAAAAAUUGUUACCUAUAUAGAGGCUAGGUGGUGGAGAGAUUGUAUUUUUUACAUCCAAACUUCUCGCCACUUCUGAGUGCUCGGAAGAAGCAUGUGAAUGUUUAUUUCGAACUUUGCCAACGAGUACGAGACGAUAUCUCGAAAUAGAAAUUGCUGUUUCUAUCGUUAAUUAUAAAUGAAUUAUUUUAGUCGAAGUGCAAAUUCGCCAGGUGCAAUCAUAAUUUAAACUAUACGAUUAUUAUUUUUUUAAUAUAUCAUAUAAUUUUUACAUAUCGUCAAUUUUUUACGUAUUAUAGUGCAUGGUAUGAUGCUCGUUUCUAAAUUCAUUGUUAUUGUACUUAGUACUUAGCUUAAGAAAUCAUUUUGAUAUAUCAUGCAUUUUGUUCAUGUUAUCCCCUGAUAUCCUCUGAAAGUGUAAUUCUUUCGCUUUUCUCCUCUUUUCUUUUUUCCUUUUUUUUUUUUUUUCCUUUUUUAAUUUAUUCAUCAUAGUAUUACAACCUUUGCCUUUCUCUUAUAAAGGGAAAACGCGUAUAUAUUGAAAUAUAAUAUAAAGAAGAAAAAAAAAAUCUCUUCUAUAACGAAAGUGCAGGGCCCCUUAGAUUGGUAUUGUUGCCCCUGGCGUUUCGAGCAGCACUCGAACAUGGCGGUGAGCUCGGAUGUUCUUUCGACAUUUCGAAAGAACGGCGCGCGAGGUGGAAAUCACCUCUCGUUCAUCUAGCCUCUUCUCGCCGUGUAACGUUCGAAUAUCUCGCCAGGUUCUCUCUCAAUAGCCGAAGUCGAAGGAGUUAACGUGGGGCGUGCACGUUUCGAACGAAGGGGCCAGAAACGUGUGCGAGGUCGGGCAAAAUCGGUCGGCGAGGUUAACCUUCUCCUUGCCAUCGUGUCCUCCCGUUUCAACCACGAAAACGAAACCAACGGAGAGAGAAAAGGUGGAGCGAUACCGUGGUUCGUUGUCGAAAGAGAAAAGAAAAAGAAAAAGAAAAAAAGUAAGAGUGACGGAAAACGAGAGAGAGAGAGAGAGAGAGCGAGGGAAGGAGAGUGUGUGCGUGUGUGUGAGAGAGAGAGUGAGAGAGAGAAAGAGAGAGUGAGAGAGAGAGAUAAAGAGAACGAGGGUAGAAUAAUAGGAUCGAAACGAGCAGAGCGAAGGGGGAGGGAAUGAACGGCCCUGGGAGUCAUCAGCAUCGCGGCUUGGGCAUGCAGGGACGAUACAGGGCCGUAGUAACUGGUGGCACCCCGGCAGGGCCCCACUCUCGCCCCCCAGCGCCACCUCACGCCCGCGGUGGAUGGCAUCCCCAUAAUCAGCAUCCUCAGCACGCCCAGAUACCUCAGCAAUACACCGGCAACAAGGAAUACCCAUAUCGACAAUGUCCACCACCACGCUUCCAUAACGGGGAUUGUCCUGGCGUUGGUACGUCUACCGGGCCAAACGGUAAGGAAGUUUCGUAUCACGGGAACGUAGGCGGGUCUAGUGUGGGAUAUAAACCGCCUCCGCAGCACAGUCCACAAUCGAGAGGUCCACCGACGCAUUUUCCACAAGAAUCCGUGGGUCCACCGGCCAAUUCCCCUCCGUUACACAUCAAUAUCUGCGGCCAAGAGAACACGAUGCGCGGUCCAUUAUUGAACAUGAGUCCAGGUCUCGGAGCUAGCAAUGUUGAUAUGGAGUAUCGUAGGAGUUCCCAAGCCACAAAUCAGUUACCCUUGAGUCCUGUACAAAUACAACCAUCGCCACCAUAUUACAGACAACCUAGUCAAGACGAUGGUAGAAAGAGCGAGUCUCCGUCUAGGAAACGUCGUCGAAUAUCUCGUAACGGUGCCGUCUCUGGUAUAGAAGUUCGUGAAACAACACCACCGUCUCCUACACCGCCAUUACAUACCACUCCACCGCCAUGGGAAUUCUCAGCGGCGCCCCAGAGACGAUCGCCACGGAAUCAUAUGUCCACACGCGGCAGUCCAACUAUUAGAAAUCGUUAUCAACGAUACACGGAUUCAUUCGGCUUGUCCUAUCCGUUUGUGCCGGGUCACACUCCCCAUCCGCCCAUUCAUAAUUCCCAUCAUGGAAUCCAUAGUUCUCAUCACAAUAUUCACAAUUCGCAUCAUAAUUUACAUAAUUCGCAUCAUAAUAUACAUAACGCGCAUCAAACGCAUCCCCAUCAUCCACCGGGUACAGGACAUCAUCCUGCGCAAGGAGCAAACGGUCCUGUAGUUGUAGACGUUGGACAAGUUGGUGUUUCCGGUUUAGGAGUUGCUGUUAGCGGAGAACCGCUCUGGCAUCCUCAGGCGACAGGUUAUAGAAUUCCUUGCCAACUGCACGGCUUGUACACGCCAACCGGAGCACACGCGUUUGCACACUCGUGUCAGGUUACGCAUCAUAGUCACUAUUCAGCAGCUCACCCAACCCAUCCAGGUCACAGCUUGGUUGGUUCGAUAGUUGGCGCAACAUCCAGAGGAUAUCCUACACCAACCGGAGGUCCUGUAGCGGCUCUUCAUCAUGCUCACGCGCCACCACCACCCGUCCAUACUACUCAUUAUACGGCGCACCAUCAACUCUCUCAACAGCGAGAAGUUGAAUUAGAGUUAAUAGAAUCUCAUCAUCAUCAUAGAGUGGGAGCUACAGCUGGCGCCCCAUUACCAUUACCACAUUCGUAUUCACCGCCGGCUCUUACUCAAGUUACUACUCCUACUCCUACCCCUAUAUUCUUAUCAGAAACGAGAAACAGUCAAUUGGAAAUGAUUCAGACCAGGACUCGACGCACAGCGUCAAAUGUUCACACGCUCAGACGAUCAAGGUCGAGUAGAUGGAGAGGUACGCCUCCGAUACCACCGACUACUUAUUCAGGAUUCUUAUUGCACUUCUUCGCAAUGCUCAGCAACCCACCAUUAUCCCCAUAUAGUCAGGCGGAACUCUCCUCGCCAGAUUCAGCAACGGAAAAUUACGAAGCUCUUUUAUCUUUGGCGGAGAGGCUAGGAGAAGCUAAACCACGAGGACUGACUCGAGCCGAAGUGGAGCAAUUGCCAUCGUACAAAUUCAAUGCAGAAACUCAUCAAGGAGAUCAAACUAAUUGCGUGGUUUGCAUGUGUGACUUCGAAGCUUUGCAAUCGUUGCGUGUUUUGCCGUGCUCACAUGAAUUCCAUUCUAAAUGCAUCGAUAAGUGGCUUAAAUCAAAUCGAACAUGUCCAAUAUGUCGUGGUGAUGCCGGAGAAUAUUUUGGGAAUAGCGGAACCGGUAGCGACUGACGCCAAGCCGCUCAAAUACACUAGCGCCAACUAUCACGGGUCUCAGGGACGCUACUCGGUACAGAGCUUCCAGCAAUUACAUUGCUAAUUUGUGCAAAUUUUUGUUGACAAGUAUUUCUCGUCUUUUCUCUGACCGAGUUGUAUAUGUUACGAUCGCCUUGAUUUCGCGAAGAAGAAAGGAUUGAAAAUGGUUGAAGAAUGAAAAAUAAGAAAAAUACGAGAGAUAAAAAAGAGUAAAAUUCAAAGUAUGUCAGAGUGUUUGGUAUCGAGAAAAGGAUCACACACACGCAAUAAAGGUACACGAUUUAAAAUUACAGCAUGCAACAUUUUUACAAGGCGAAUUAACGUUUCUGCGUUUAUUCCAUUGUUUUUUUUCGGGAAUAGAGAAGUCGAAGAAAGAGGUUAGAAAAAAAAGAAUAAAUAAUAACAUAUAAUGAGCAAAUCAAGAUUAAAAGAAGUGAAGAAAGAGAGAGAUUCCGGAGAUUUAUUAAAAAUUAUCAAGCAUUUUCACGUCAGGAUCAAAGUCUGACUAUGUAUUCGUUUUGUUUCAUCGACGUGCUUCGAAUUUAGCUAUAUUGUGUUUAACACUCGUUUGUUGUUUUUUCUUUUUCGUGUUGCUACUUUGUCGAAGUUGUCGAAUUUAAUAUGUACAUAAUUACUUACAUAAUAUGCUAUUAUCGCUAUUUUCAUUAACGUUCCAGUUUUUAUUAUUAUUAUUAUUAUUAUUAUUAUUAUCAUCCAUCAUCCAUCAUCAUCAUCAUCAUCAUCAUCAUCAUCAUAAAUUAUUAUUAUUAUUAUUAUUAUUUAGCAUUAUUAUUAUUAUUAUUAUUAUCAUUAUUAUCAUUAUCAUUAUCAUUAUUAUCAUUAUCAUUAUCAUUAUUAAUUAUAAAUUAUCAUUAUUAAUUAUAAAUUAUUAUUAAUUAUAAAUUAUUAUUUAUAAAUUAUCAUCAUCAGCAUCAUCAUCAUCAUUAUCAUUAUUAUUAUCAUUAUUACUAUUAUUACUAUUACUAUUACUAUUACUAUUAUUACUAUUAUUGCUAUUAUUAUUAUUAUUAUUAUUAUUAUUAUUAUUAUUAUUAUUAUUGUUAUUAUUGUUGUUAUUGUUAUUGUUAUUUUUAUCAUUAUCAUUAUCAUUAUCAUCAUUAUUAUUAUUAUUAUUACUAUUAUUAUUAUUGCUACUACUACUAUUUCUACUAUUGCUACUACUACUACUAUUACUAGUACUUCUACUAUUACUGCUGCUUCUACUACUACUACUACUACUACUACUACUACUACUACUACUACUACUACUACUACUACUACUACUACUACUACUACUACUACUACUACUACUACUACUACUACUACUAUUACUAUUACUACUACUACUACUACUACUAUUAUUUUUAAAUUUUACUACUACUACUACUACUAUUAUUAUUAUUAUUAUUAUUAUUAUUUCUAAUGUUAUUUCUAUUAUUUCUAUUAUUAUCAUUAUCAUUAUCAUCAUUAUCAUUAUUAUUAUUAUGAUUAUGAUUAUGAUUAUUAUUAUUGUUAUGAUUAUGAUUAUUAUUAUUAUUAUUAUUAUUGUUAUUAUUAUUAUUAGUAUUAUUAUUAGUAUUAUUUUUAAUGUUAUUUUUAUUAUUAUUUCUAUUAUUAUUAUUUCUAUUAUUAUUAUUUUUUAUUAUUAUUUUAUUAUAUUAUUAUUUUUAUUUCUAUUAUUUUUAUUAUUUUUAUUUCUAUUAUUUUUAUUAUUCUUAUUAUUGUUAUUAUUAUUAUUAUUGUUAUUAUUAGUGUUAUUAUUAUUAUUACAAUUAUUAUUAUAAUUAUUAUUAUUAUUAUUAUUAUUAUUUUAUUUUUUUUAUUUUUACUACUACUAUUUCUACUAUUACUACUACUACUAUUACUAUUACUACUACUACUACUACUACUUCUACUUCUACUUCUACUUCUACUUCUACUACUACUACUACUACUACUACUACUACUACUAUUACUACUACUACUACUAUUACUACUACUACUACUACUACUACUACUACUACUACUACUAUUACUACUACUACUACUACUACUACUACUAUUACUACUUCUGCUACUACUACUAUUAUUACUAUUAUUAUUAGUAUUAUUAUUAUUAUUAUUAUUUUUUAAAUUUUAAUAUUAUUAUUAUUAUUAUUUUUUUUUUUUUAAUCCUACAAAUUGUACAUAUAUUAUACUCGCAUAAACGCGCUCCUAUUAAGAUAAUUCAUACACAUAUGUGUACAUACAGCCAAUCUAAUUUUGUAGGUAAUUUUUUUUUCUCUUGGGGAACUUAACCAAAUGUAGCGCGUAUAUUUUUUCUUUUCUUUUCUUUUUCUUGCAACAAACAGACCAAUGGUGUGUCACUAUGUCGAUUAAAUGGAUAAGAAGAAAGAAAAGAUCCCAACCUCCUAAGCUAUACAGGCUUUACAUGUCUUAUGUAGGUCGGAUGAUCUUUUGUCAUAUAAAUUUUUCUAUAGUUAUUAGCUACUCUAGUUAGAAAAGAAAAAAAUUAUUAAAUAAUUUUGUUAGAUAAUUAUUGAUAAAUAUUUUAUAAAUGAUUGGCAAAAUGUCCAUUUUAGGAAAAAAAAAGAAUUUGUUUUCUGUUUUGGCAAUAUGAAUCAAUUAUUUCUUUUUUCCGCCAUUCAGAAAACAAAAGAUAAAUUUUUUGAUCUUAUUGAUUUAAUCUUAUUAAUUCACACAUUAUCGUAGAACGUAGAAUUAACAGAGAAAAAAAGAUUAACGGACAAAUAUUUCGAAUCACGAAGGAGAUUAAAGAAAAAGAAGAAAUAAGAAAGUCAGGUUCUUCAGCAAUAGUUUUCAUGCAAAAAAAAAAAGAAGAAAAAAAAAGAAAGCUACAUAAAAAAAGAUACAAAACUGAAUAAAAGAAGAAAGAUAAGAAUACUGCUUCUGUUUCCUGCGUAUCUACCUCUAAAUAGAUGAAAUGAAACGAUUCAUAUUUUUUUAUAUACACAUCUCAUAAACAAUAAACAUAUGCUAAGAAAACCAAAAAAAGAGAAAGAAAGAGAGAAACCGAUGAAUAGAAGAAAAAGAAAAAACGAGGUAAUCGCGAUUUUUCGAAUUUUCACAAUAUUAAAAGUAACAAUUAAAUUAAAGAUUAAGAUUUAUCUGAUAAAAAGAAAUAAGAUAAUAUGUAUUUAGAAGUCCCUAACAGAAGGAAAGAAAGAGAAUCGGAAUACUACUCGAUUAAGCAUGUGUUUUAAGAAAGAAAAGAUUAGAUACGUUGUUAAAAGAAAUGUACGUUCCCGAGGUUUUCCGUAAAGGCCUUUCAUAUUAAUCACAAUUGAGCAACGCCACAUGGAAGAAAAGUGCGUUUAUUAUCGGAAAAUUCGCGUAAUUUUUAUUAUUAUUUGCAACAUUUGCAAAAUUAUUAUUAAUUAGUAAAUUUUUGUUAUGCUAGUUAAAUUAUAUUGUUUGAAAGUUUCAUACAUAAUUCUAUUCUAAUUUCUAAUAAUCUUUAAUAAAAUUAAAUUAAUUAAAAAAAUUAUUAAUUUUUUUUUAUAUCAUUGUCAAUUUCUUUUUAAAAGAUGAUCGAUGAACUAUUAAAUUAAUAAAAAUUCUAUUUGUUCUUUAUAUUAAUUAGAUUAGCAUAAUGGGAAAAAGUUACAUAGUGUUUCGUAUAAUGAAAGGUAAUGACCAAAUAUUAUCAAACGUAAUCGAAAUGGGCAAAAAAAGCGCAUGACAGCGCGAUCAUGUAUCUCUUCGAUCUUAUCCUUCCAUUUCUUAUCGCGUGCCUUUACUGUACCAACCGUAUAUCGGGAAAAAAAUAAUGAGAGUUUUCAUGCAAAAAAGUCGGAAAGAAGAAAUAUGUUAUUCCAUAGAGAAAAAUCAUUGACACGAAUCAUAUUUGUAAUUUCAAAAAAAAAAAAAAAAGAAAAGAAAAACAUAAUAAAGAAUUAUCAAACGUUUCAGGUAUUUCGAAAAAGUUUCUUACUUAUCAUCGCGUGCAUAAUCAUGAAGAAAUAUGUGUUUUUAAGCACAAAAGCAGGAUCACAUGUAACAUAUGGCUGGUAAAUUGAAAUUUUUCAUCAUUGUCCAUCCGCAUGUAAAUUAUUUAUAUGAUAAGAGACAAAAUUAAUAGAAUUUCAUUUUCGAAACAGAAAAUUUUGUUAUCAUGUGUUCUUUUACUUGAAAUAUUAUUUUUGUUGAAUGUUUAAAUGUUACAAUUAGAAUAUAAUACUUUGAUAGGAUAUAUAGAAUAUAUAUAAAAUAUAUAAUAUAUAUGUAUAUUAUAUAUUAUAUAUAUGUAAUAUAUAUAUAAUAUAUAGAAUAUUAUCAAUAUUCUUAUUUAUUCAAUCAAUAUUUAAAUACUUAAAAUUUCAUUGACUUAUAUAGUUCGUUUUCAACAGAUAGACACGAUGAACGAAUCAAUUUACUCUUAAACAAAACUCGUCCGUGCAACCGCAUAUACGUAAAACAUGUACUUUUUAAUAGCUUUGUACAGGUUUAAGGCUGCGUUCACAAGUGUUACUGGAUGAAAGUGACGUCGGAAACGAGUUAUAGCUUAUUCGAAAUCAAUUGGCCGCUCAAGGUUGUCUCAAGAUCUUUCCCCACUAUUGAUUUUAUUGUUUUAUAUUUGCUCAACUUGUUAUUUAUUUUAAAACCAGAGAACAAAAAUUAAUAAUUAACGAAGAAAGAUAAUAAUUAAUUGAAAAAAAUAAAUAAAAUACUUUAUAUAUUAAAUCAUAUAUGUAUGAAAAAGAAGGGAAAAAUGGCUUUGAGCGGGAAUAGAUGUCGAACAAAGAUAAAACAAUACAAAUCAAAAGAUUUUCUUACCAAUUGAAACUCAUUUAAAUUGUGUUUCGUUUUCGUGGACCGCAAAUUUUUUUCCAUUCAUAUUGUUUGUAUCGAUGUAUAAAUUCGUCGUUUAAAUCCGGCUCAUUAUAAAACACAAUAUCAAAAAAAAAAAAAACUCGUGUGUGAGUGUGCAUUCGUGUGUCUGUGUAUGUAUACAAAAGAAAACAAGAAAGAAGGGAAGAAAAGUAUGGAAGAGAGAGCGUUGAUUUUUUUCCUAGAUGCGUUAUAAGAGAACACAUAUCACUUUUCUUCAUCAGUUAUAUCAACGCGUCUUAUACACUCUCCCUCUUCGUCGCAUUUUAAAUUCGGACAGAAGAGGAAAAGAGAAAGGCUCAUUUUUUUACUAGCUUAAGUCUGUGAGAAUGAAAAUGAGAAAUAGAGUGUUUGUUAAAAGGGACAAGUAUUUGAUUGGUAAGCAUUUAUACCGAAGAAAUAUUUUUAUUUCAAAGAAUUAUACAAUUUUUUAUAUUAUGCUUCUUUCGAAUUUUUAUCAAUUCGAUAUUUAAAUUAUUUGUUUGUCAAAUUUAUAAAUUUUCCCACUGUAUUUUAAUAUUUCUUUCGAAGAAUCGCACAAGAAAGAAUUAUAAAAAUACUUUUCAACAGAAUCAAGUAGCCUUUAAGUAGAAAUUUUUUUUUUCUUUCAUCAAUAAUAUUAAUUUUCGGCUUUAGUAAUCUUAGCCUAUCUAAUGCUUCGUCUCUUGAUACAUGUAAAGUAAGAUAGCAAAGGAAUCCAUAACGCGUACCUUGAGCACACCCUGAAGCCUAAUGUAUCAAUUGCAGUAGAAACAUUUAUGAUCGGUUCUUGCAACAUUCUACAUUAUCUUAAAAUAACUGAAUAAUUUAAUUAAUUAUUGAAAAUAUGUUUUAAAAAUUAAAUUUCUUUAUUAAUUAUCAAAAAAUAAUUCUAAAUAUAAAAAUAUAAAAAAAAUAAAACAUGAAUUUUUUAUUAUUUUGGGCAUGUUCAAGAACCAGUCACAAAACAGUACCAAAAAUAAUUGUUCCGACGUAUGAGUUCAUGUGAAUUGCUUUUAAAUAUGAAACGAUAUAAACCCGUAUAUAUAUAUAUAUAUAAUUUGUACAUAAAGAGAAAACAUGUAUUCGUUUAUAGAUACUGUACACUGAACAUCUAUCUCGUAUCGAAUUUGUUUAAAUUGAACAAAAAGAAUAUGUACCUAGACAUUGCUUCAGUUCUCGAUUAAUUACUUCGGGAAUGAGGAAAGUGCUUGACUUUAAAACGCGCAAUAUUGGAUUUGCGCACUUUAACUUGGCGAUGGCGUUGGUGUUGUUGAGGCCAACUGCGCGUUGACAACUGAUUUAUGCACAUCGGAGAUCGAUUUUCAAAUUCAUUUUUUUAAAUAUUUAAAUAUUGCACGCAACGGGGUAAAAACUUUCGUCAAAGAAAAAUCGAUUUCUUUCCUUUCCGUAUUUUUGCAUUGAAAGCAAAUUGUCAUUCGUUUUAUGUUUGUCUCGUAUCGUUCUGAAAAUCAAUAAAUUCAAAAUUUUAUAAAUUCAAUAAUAUAAAUUGAUUGAUUGAAUUUCGAAUUAAAUAAAAAAUUUAGACUCAGAUCAGAUUACAAUUACAGUAAUGACUCAAUGAUAGACGCAUUUUUGCAUCUGUAGUAGAGAAUUAUCCGCACCAUGCAAUUUUUGACGUCAGUCAAACACUUGAAUGUUUUCUAUUCACUAUUUAUUCUAUCUCAUUCAAAUUUAUUUCUCAUUUUUACUAAAGAAUGAAGUCUUAUUUCUCAGAAUACCUACGUCCAUUUUUAAUAGAUGCAACGCGAUCAUGACGUGUGUUUAUUAUCAGGGUAUUACUGUAUAUAGUACUUUUCGCACGGUUGGCCUAACAGCAUGUGUUUCACAAAUCAAAAUAUCAUUAAAAAAACGUCGUGAUUUAAACCGAAAACCAUAUCCAGUGACCUGACACCUUGUUUCGAGUUGAUGAAUUUGAAGAAACAGCAAUAAAUCAAACAUCCGACAGAAAGAACAAAAUAUAUUGAUCUUUCGCGUGUAUUUAAAAUACAUCGAUACAAUACGAUCGAAA